Molecule: messenger RNA, 1727 nt
Organism: Musa acuminata AAA Group (dessert banana)
Lineage: Eukaryota; Viridiplantae; Streptophyta; Magnoliopsida; Zingiberales; Musaceae
Product: monooxygenase 3-like
Exons: 6
Coding region: 151-1497 (448 amino acids)
Molecular function (GO): FAD binding
Source: RefSeq, a predicted model, not a curated record
ACGCAAGCGCGGGUGGAGGAGCAAGUUAGUUGCGGACGCUUCACAUCCUCUCGUUGCUGCUUUAGUGGCGCCGGUGACGCUCGUACGAUUCCCUUCAUCUUCUCCAUCACUCGGCUGCCUCGGCACACCCAAACGGCGCCCGCACUUUCCAUGGCCGCGGCGACCUCCCCCUCUUCUUUCUCAUUCCUUCGUCUUCAUCCCUUAUCCUCCUUCCCCUCUUCUCUCCGCCGUUGCCGCCGGACGAUAUCGACAUCUCGUUGUCGAGCCAUGGCCCCGAUUGUCGCAUCAAUCGACAACACCCGGAAGGAGGAGAUCGUCGUCGUUGGCGCCGGAAUCGCCGGCCUCGCCACCGCUCUCUCCCUCCAUAGGCUCGGGGUUGGUUCAGUGGUGCUGGAGCAAGGAGAAUCGCUCCGGGCCGGAGGCACCUCGCUGACGCUCUUUAAGAACGGGUGGCGCGUCUUGGAUUCCAUCGGCGUCGCUGACGAACUUCGGGCGCAGUUCCUUCAGAUCCAAGGGCUGGUGAUGAGAGCGGAUGAUGGAAGAGAGCUUCGGUCGUUCGUGUUUGAAGAAGAAGUACCAGGGCAGGAAGUUCGAGCAGUAGAGAGGAGAGUGCUGCUCGAGACUCUAGCUAGCCAAUUGCCACCAAACACGAUAUCCUUCUCGUCCAGAUUGAAAUCCAUUAUAAAAGAAGGAAAUCAGGGGUCAUUGCUAGAACUUGACGAUGGUGGCCGCAUACGUGCAAAGAUAGUUAUUGGUUGUGAUGGAGUCCGUUCACCAGUAGCAAAAUGGAUGGGGUUUUCAGAACCCAAGUAUGUAGGACAUUGUGCCUUCCGUGGCCUCGGAAUAUAUCCUGGUGGCCACCCAUACAAAGCAAAAGUGAACUACAUCUAUGGAAGGGGUCUUCGUGCUGGUUUUGUUCCAGUUUCUUCCACUAAAGUUUAUUGGUUCAUCUGCUUCAACAGUACAUCACCAGGGCCAAGGAUCAGUGACCCAGCUGUUCUGAAGCAAGAAGCUCUCAAUCUUGUAAGAAGCUGGCCUAUGGAGCUACUGGAUGUCAUGCAGAAUACCCCAGAUGAUUCAGUUAUCAAGACUCCGCUGGUUGACCGAUGGCUUUGGCCAGGUCUUACCCCGUCAGCCUCAUCAAAAGGGGUGGUGGUGGUCGGUGAUGCAUGGCAUCCCAUGACUCCCAAUCUCGGUCAGGGAGCUUGUUGUGCACUAGAAGAUUCUGUGGUUCUGGCCAAAAAAUUAGCGGCUGCUAUCGGGGGUGGGCAGGACUCGGUAGAUGCAGCAAUGCAGGACUACAGCCAGGAGAGAUGGGCACGUAUUUUUCCAUUGACGGCACGUUCUAAUCUCGUGGGUUCUCUGUUGCAGUGGGACAACCCUCUUGUUUGUGCCUUCAGGAACAAUAUCAUGGUCCCAAAGCUUGUGAGUUUGGGUCCGUUCUUGGAACACACAAAUUUUGAGUGCGAGAUGCUGGAGCCGGUGGCAUCAGGCUGAUCUACUUUGGCUGUGAUUACAAUCACAAGGUACCAUCUCUUCAUGUUGGUUGGCUCAUCAUAUCCACACAGACGAUAAAUAUAGAAAACUUUUCGGCCCUAUCGUUGUAUAUAUUUGGCAUACAAAAUUGCCAUCACUAGUCACAAACUGCAUACAAAGUAUGUCCCAUGCAUGGCCUACAUUACAUUUGUACCAUAUAUUUAGAUUUCUUCAUGAUCACUUUGUUUUCA